UCAUUCAAAAUGUACGUUUAAAAAGCGAAACUAUAAAAACUUUUUUGGGUAUUCGUUAGGCGUUGCUAUACUCAGCUCGACGAGCUCUAUCGAUUGGCUAACUCAGAUUUUAAUUUGGGGGUGUUCGUGGGUGUUCGCGUCUUUUAGCAAUACCCAGCACAUAUUGGUUUUAGACGAAGUGAAAAGCCAUCACAAAUGCUUGGCUAUGGAAUAUAUUUCGCUAGGUCAAUUAAUAAUACAUUACUAAAAGCACGAUUUGGAGGAGCGAUUAUAUGUGCUCAAGUCAGAAUGGAAAAUGUGUUAGAGGUAACAAAAAACGAAUUACACAAUGUAUCAAAUUCUAAACAAUGGUGGAAUACAUAUGAUACCGUUUACUAUAAUCAUGAAUCUCCUAAUAAAGAUGAAUUUUGUAUUAAUGAUCCUGAACAAAUACUAUGCUAA
Messenger RNA from Didymodactylos carnosus, 441 nucleotides. NCBI's taxonomy places the organism in Eukaryota, Metazoa, Rotifera, Eurotatoria, Philodinida, Philodinidae. The record is from the annotation of a GenBank genome assembly.